Messenger RNA from Hemibagrus wyckioides, 3547 nucleotides. Its product is annotated as C-type lectin domain family 18 member A-like. Lineage: Eukaryota; Metazoa; Chordata; Actinopteri; Siluriformes; Bagridae. The transcript is spliced from 12 exons. Bases 116 to 1447 code for a protein of 443 amino acids. The record is from RefSeq and is a predicted model, not a curated record.
AUGAAGCUGAAGCGCGCGAGAGCAAAAACGGGGCGAGAGAGAGAGAGAGCGCGUGAGGGGUAAAUAAUACAGACCCUCACUCUUUAUAACGCAUGUUUGGAAACUUCUUACAGCCAUGAGACCUCCGAAAGACUCCCAGAGUUCCGCUGCACUUCUUAUACUUAUAUUUUCAGUGAUAAACACCUGCGCGAGCCGAACGCUUUAUGGAAAAAGACGAAGAGCCGUUUCACCUGAGAGUGGAUUCGGGGCGAGGGAGCGUUUUCAGAUCGUUACACAACACAAUCGACUGCGCGGUCGGGUCGAGCCCAUGGCGGCCAACAUGCAGAAAAUGGAGUGGAGUGACUCUCUGGCUACGCUGGCUCAGAUAAAGGCCGAGUUCUGUUCAGAGAACAGCACCGGAUCCGAAGCGGACACUGAGCACAUCGGCUGGAACGUCCAUCGGUCUCCUCGUGGCGUAGCCUCGUACUCUGACAUCAUCAACACGUGGUUCCAGGAAGGGCAUCACUACGUCUAUCAAAACGGGCGCUGCAAAAGCAACCACACCUGCAAGCGUUACACACAGCUGGUGUGGGCUACGUCCAGUCAGGUGGGCUGUGCAUUGCAUCUGUGUAGAGUUGGGGUCAAAAUCUGGGACAUGUUCGUGUGUGCAUACUUUCCAGGGGGGAACUGGGAGGUGAACGGCCAGGAGUUGAUACCCUAUAGGUCAGGAGUGUACUGCUCACUCUGCACGGCCUCCAUGUCGGGGUGUUUGCGGCUCUGGGAUCACGUUGGAGGCUUGUGUGAGACGCCUCGAAACCCGUGCCGUAUGAGUUGUGGACAGUACGGACAGCUGAAUGUGUCUUCCUGCCAGUGUCAGUGUAGGCGUGGAUUCACAGGCCGGUUCUGUCAGGUGCGCUGUAGUGUACAGUGUGUUCAUGGACACUAUAAGGAGGAAGAGUGCUCCUGUCUCUGUGAUGUCGGUUAUGGAGGAGCGGAGUGUUCAGAGAAGCUGAGUUUCCCUCAUCACAGCUGUGACAUGCAGAUAGACGGUAAAUGUUUCAUGGUGUCCUCUGAAGCUGAGACGUAUUACACGGCCAAGCUGCGCUGUCACGAAAGAGGAGGAAUUCUGGCUGAAGUGCGCAAUCAGAAGGUCCAGGACAUCAUGACCUUUUACCUCGGGCAGCUGGAGAACACCAACGAGGUCAUGGACACUGACUUUGAGACGCGCAACUUCUGGAUAGGUUUGACAUAUAAACCGCUGAAAGAUUCGUUCCGCUGGGACACUGGAGAAGUGGCCACUUUCACCAGCUUUGCUUUCGGACAGCCGGACAAUCAGGGCUUUGGGAAUUGUGUCGAACUGCAAGCGUCCAGCGCCUUCAACUGGAACGACCAGCGCUGUAAAACACGCAACAGAUACAUCUGCCAGUUCGGUCCAGAGCACAUUGCUCUGUGGGAGUUUGGCCGAUGAGAGCCGAGCUUCGUGACUGCUGCAGAAGAUUAAUGAUCCACGGCUGCUCUUCUUCUUCUGCCUGGAUUACGUGGUUGAGGCUCAGAUGUAGGAUGCCUGAUCGAUGCAGCCAGAAUCGCAUAAGGAAUAAAACACAUCAGGACAUGCCGCUGGAGGAAAAUAAUCCAUGAUGUCGUGGUGCGACGCGGCCUGACGUGCAGCCGAGUCCCGACGUCGUCGUGUCCUGAAGUGUUUUAUUUCUUCUUCCACAUCAGCGACAUGCUAGAGAAUUUUUAUUUAUUAAACAUCAUUUUGUAAGAGAUUUUUAUUUGUUCAUAUGUUUGAAUUUUAUUUCUCUGUUAAAUUUCUUUGCUCUGAAUAUGGCGGCACCCGGAUAUGACAUCACACGUGUUUUUUUCUUUCAUCCACAAAUCCGACGUGCGUGUACUGUUGUUGCUACGGCGACGAAAGCAUCUGCAAUGAACAAGACUUUGGGUUAAGGCUCAAGGUUGUUGAUCGGAAGAUCGGGGUUCAAGAAUUUCACUGUGCUGUAAUGUACACCGGUCAGGCAUAACAUUAUGACCGCCUGCCUAAUAUUGUGUUGGUCCUGCCUUUGCUGCCAAAACAGCCCUGACCCAUCCUGCACUGUGUAUUCUGACCCCUUUCUAUCAGAACCAGCAUUAACAUCUUCAGCAAUCUGAGCAACAGUAGCUCAUCUGUUGGAUUGGAUCACACGGGCCAGACUUUGCUCCCCACGUCCAUCAGUGAGCCUUGACCCUGUCUCUGGUUCACCACUGUUCCUUCCUUGGACCACUUUUGAUAGAUACUGACCACUGCAGACCGGGAACACCCCACAAGAGCUGCAGUUUUGGAGAUGCUCUGAUCCAGUGGUCUAGCCAUCACAAUUUGGUCCACAAUUUGCCAUGAUGAGGAGAUAACCACGGUUAUUCACUUCACUGGUAAGUGGUCAUAAUGUUAUGCCUGAUCGGUGUACAUGUAGUAGAAAUGAGUGUGUCUCUGUAUACUGGGUGUAACAGUCAAGCACCAGGCACUAGAAAUACCGCUUAAUCUGUUUUUAGCUCAGAUUAGAUUAGAUUAGAUUAGAUUAGAUUAGAUUAGAUUAGAUUAGAUUAGAUUAGAUUAGAUUAGAUUAGAUUAGAUUAGAUUAGAUUAGAUUAUUGAGGUUUAGUGUGAUUCUAGCAAUAUACAGUAGAACAAAUUAGCUUUCUCUAAGGCUUUGGGGCAGCGUGACAGAAAGUGACCUCACCUGAAAACAUGCAGUGUUUUAGGAAGUGGACAACAGUGAGGAAGGCAAUAAGAUGAUAUUGAGCAAGAAUCUGUACAAUAGGGAUAAUAUGAUAAACACACACACACACACACACGACAAAACUGCAGAUGUCGCUAUGAAAUCACUGUAUAAUCAGGUUUAGUUCUGUUUAAAAAAAGGAACCAGCGACGAACUGAAGCAAAGCAUGAUUCCUGGUCAGGGUCGGCUGAUGGACUCACGUUCAAGCAGCUAUAAACUGACCUUCCUUCAUCAGCUUCUCUUUUAUUCUCUCUCUCUUUUAACGUUAAUAAGUCAAACAACACACACGUCUGUUAGACUGUUACAGAGCACUGACACUGGAGACUCCUUCCAUAAAUGUUCAAUAAACAUCUUCUUACAGAAAACUUUACCAUAUUAAUAACUAGACACUGUUCUCUCUCUCUCUCUCUCUCUCUCUCUCUUUCUCUCUCACACACACACACACACAAAUUAAGACUUUAAAGUCUGUCCAAAAAGAUUUUGUGUCCUUGAAUUUGUAGAGUUUUUUGAAGAUUUGUGUGCUUUUAUAACAGAUUACUGUUUAGGGAGAAGCUUCAUGCUGAGGUGACCUGCACCACAGGACUGUGAGUGGAUUAUACACACACACACACUCACACGUUCUCUCUCUCUCUCUCUCUCUCUCUCUCUCUCUCUUGCUUCUUGAACCCCUUAUCCCGACCCACGUCCUUCUCUUGAAGUCUCUGUCUUACUGUAGCUUGAUGUUACCUUCACACACACACACACACACACACACAAACCCUUCAGUCAUUCAAUCCACCUGUAAUUAUGUAUUUAACUUCUACAGUCCUCUAAAG